This is a messenger RNA of Quercus lobata, 1071 nucleotides long. RefSeq names its product Bifunctional inhibitor/lipid-transfer protein/seed storage 2S albumin superfamily protein. NCBI's taxonomy places the organism in Eukaryota, Viridiplantae, Streptophyta, Magnoliopsida, Fagales, Fagaceae. Gene Ontology annotation, molecular function: fatty acid binding. The record is from RefSeq and is a predicted model, not a curated record. The coding region runs from base 513 to 869 and encodes 118 amino acids. Gene Ontology annotation, biological process: systemic acquired resistance. The transcript has 2 exons.
AUGCCAUUUUACAUCUGAUGCAAGUGCUCUAAUGGUUGCACUUUUGGCCUUUUCCAAACUAGGCGUGCAAACAUUGACGAAAGGCGACCAGGAACAAACAGAUCCUUUAUGGAAUUCGAAGAAUGACAUUAGCCUGACGGCAAUGGAGUUCUAUAGGAGACUUGGUGGUUGGUAACUGGCUUAUCAUGUAAUCCACCAUCACUAAUGGUUACACCUGGAGGGAUUUUCUAGAAGGGAUUAUGCAGAUAUUGGAUACACCAACCUUGAUUCAGUUGAUUAGACAAUAAAGUGGUUCUAGAUAAUGCUCAAACUAGUUUUUUGGAAGGAAAGUGGUGCAAUAAGAAAAUUGUCAUCAAGUUUCUUUGUUCUAGUGCAAGCUCCAUUAGGACAAAGUGGGUGAUUGGAGGAAGCACUUUUGAGCUCAAAUUGCAGUAUAAAACCUGUCCCUAAGGAAAGGAUUCCAGCAUUGUGAGAUAGCAGAAAACUUGUACAUUGUGAGAUACAUUGCAGGAAUGGCAGCUCCAAUGAAGUUCAUUUGCCUUCUGGGCUUGCUUGUGCUUGUCAGCAUGGCUGGUCUGGAAAAGGUUGAUGGGGCAAGCGCAUGUGGAAAAUCUACUCCAGACAAUGAGGCUAUGAAACUUGCUCCUUGUGCAACUGCGGCACAAGAUGUGAACGCAGCUGUUCCUGACAGUUGCUGCCAACAGGUGAAGAUCAUAGGCCAAACCCCGGCUUGUCUAUGUGCGGUCAUGCUUUCUAACACUGCCAAAAGCUCAGGAAUCAAGCCUGAGAUUGCUAUCACCAUCCCCAAGCGCUGCAACAUUGCUAAUCGACCAGUGGGAUACAAAUGUGGAUCAUACACAGUGCCUUAAAGGGAACAGAAGGUAUUGACGACUGCGGAUUGAGGCAUAAGGUACUGAAAAAGCUGGUAGCUGCUGGUGUAAUAAUGGCUGUUGCUUUGGCCUGUGUAUUUAGGCAAUAAAACCUACCAACUUAAAUGCCUCCAUCUCUAAUAAUAUAUAUUCGUUCAGUAUAAGAAUUGGGUUUAAAAUGAUUGUCUUAUGCUUAUUGCUU